UCGUAGUAGCGCUUGCCGGCACAGCUAAACUAACAAAUUGUCUUAACAUAUAAUUAUUAAUUUUUUAAAAAUGGCAGGAAAUAACGAAAGCAGCAAUGCCGAGGCCGCAAAUGAUCACAUUGAUCUAGCGCUAUACCGCAAACUGGUUAAGCAGUUUAUAGACAUGCGCCGCUAUUCAACCGCUUUGUUUUGGGCCGAAAAGGUAGCCGUUCUAAGCGGCCAGGAGCCGCGCGACAUCUAUUAUCAGGCACAGUGUAUGUUUCUAUUGGGCGAGUACCAUCGCGCGGCUCAUACAAUUCAGCACUAUAAGCUAGAGAAAAGCUCUCUCCCUUGCUUUAAUCUGUUGCUGGAGAGUCUCUAUGCGGCGAAAGAGUACAACGAAGCGGCAAACAUAAUACAAAUCGUGGAGGUGGAGACAAUGACCACAUCCUUGAUUAAUCAGCCGGUAGAUCCGGGCAGCGGCUUCUGUUUGGAGAGCAACAGCGUCUUUGGCGGCGAAGAAAAUAAUCGGAAUGAGCUGCUGGCUUCUAUCUUCUUGAUGAAGGGCAAGGUAUAUGAAGCAUUGGAUAAUCGUGGUAUGGCCAUGGAUUUCUUUGUGCAGGCUCUACACAAAUCUAUAUAUUGCUUUGAGGCACUGGAAGCGUUGGUGCAGCAUGAAAUGCUCAUGGCUUGGGAGGAGUUUGAGCUGAUGCACCAUUUGCCGCUGGCCCAACAAUCUAGCGAGGCUGACGCCAAGCUCAUUCUAAAGCUAUACGAGUCUAGAUUGAAAAAGUACUAUGAGCUCAUUUCAGCGCGGAAUGCUGAGGAAAUUUCACCGAUUGUCAACCCGGAUGUACUCAAGUAUAUUAAGGAGUUCACCGUACGCGUGCAGCAAACUUGUGCAGCGGAUACUCAAUUGCCCAAGCCAUCUGUGCCGAAAACAACAGUGACUCCAAGUCAGUUUAUGUCACCCGCACAAAAAGUGCUGGAGGAUCUGAAAGCGCCGACAUUUUCUUUACAAACGAGUCUGUCACGCGCUUCAUCCAUGAUUGAUGCUACGCAGCGUUCGCUUUUUGAUGCAUCCAAUCGUCGUAGUUCGCGUGAGCAUGAAAUAGACACUUUAAUAUCGCUUAACGACUGCCUAUCCCGAGUGCAGCGCAGCACAGAUCUACUAGCUUCAGAGGCUGAGAAAUGUUUUUAUGACUGCGAUUACAAGCAGAGCCUUAAAAUUCUAAAUAACUUGCUAAAGGUAGAUCCUUUCCACAAUAGCGCCCUAACCAUACAAAUUGCCUGUCUUGUGGAGAAUGGUGACUUCAAUAGGCUCUUCUAUGUGGCCCACAAAUUGGUCGAUCGGUAUCCGGACAAGGCCAUUUCUUGGUAUGCCGUUGGCUGCUACUACGACAUGAUAGGCAAAAGUGAUCCAGCUCGUCGUUACUUGUCGAAAGCCACAUCGCUGGAUCGCUUCUAUGGUCCCGCCUGGUUGGCCUAUGGACAUUCCUUUGCCAAUGAGAACGAGCACGAGCAGGCUAUGGCUGCCUACUUCAAGGCCACCCAACUUAUGCGUGGCUGCCAUUUGCCAUUACUCUAUAUUGGUGUGGAGUGUGGACUUACCAAAAAUCUCGAAUUGGCAGAGAAAUUCUUUCUGCAAGCCAUGACCAUAGCUCCAAUGGAUGUUUAUGUACUGCAUGAGCUGGGCGUCAUUAAAUACGAAUAUGAGUAUUUCGAUGGCGCUGCCACAAUCUUUCAGUCUACCGUUAACAUUGUUAAGCAGCGCGCCAAGACCAAUAACGAAGAGGUUUCGGCACGGUGGGAGCCGCUUUUUGUAAAUCUAGGUCACGCCUGUCGCAAAAUACAAAAAUUCGAGGAGGCGCUGUACAAUUUUCAAUUUGCGCUUUUGCUGAAACCCCAAAGCGGCACUACAUACACCUCCAUUGGCUUUAUACACGCUCUACUUGGCAACUUGGACGAGGCAAUUGAGUAUUUCCACAAGAGCUUAGCGCUAAAUCGUGACUGCAUUGUCACCUCCACAAUAUUAAAGGAAUGUAUUGAGGAUUUAAUGGAUGAUACCUCCACAAUUGAUGAGAUUUGCAGCAAGGCACUGAGAGAUGUGACUGAAUCCAUAACGGCCAGCAGUCGGCGCGUGCUCAACGCAGAUAAGUUAAGUGGCAUCAAAAUGAACUUGAAAUUCGAUGAGGAGGAAGAGCUCUCAAACUCAGACUCAAAUAUGGUAGUAGAAAUGAGCUUCGAUACCUAGAGGAUCAACGAACAAUUUGAGUUCAACCAAAAUAUUUUUUCUUAAUGACUCAUUAAAUAGUCCCAAUUACAAUAAUUUGAUAGGUGCUGCAAACAACGGCUGCCACCUGCACUUGAACCCAAUUCAUGCACACGGCUUACACAGCUGUUUUGGCUAACGAUCCAAAAAGAGCAUGGGAUUUUUUAAAAUGUUUUUCCCAUAUCUAUUUGAAGCUGCCGCCGUGCUGUGUUUUAUUUGCAUUGUACUAAGUAUUUAAGUAUGCGAAUUGCUCUUCUCAAAAUCAUUGUAUUCUCGGCUAUUCGCUAGAAAAUCGUUUUUGUAUUUCUCACUUACAAGAAUU
This is a messenger RNA of Drosophila montana, 2573 nucleotides long. RefSeq names its product cell division cycle protein 16 (gene Cdc16). NCBI's taxonomy places the organism in Eukaryota, Metazoa, Arthropoda, Insecta, Diptera, Drosophilidae. The record is from RefSeq and is a predicted model, not a curated record. Gene Ontology annotation, molecular function: protein binding. Bases 71 to 2233 code for a protein of 720 amino acids. Gene Ontology annotation, biological process: protein ubiquitination; anaphase-promoting complex-dependent catabolic process; cell division. Gene Ontology annotation, cellular component: cytoplasm; anaphase-promoting complex. The transcript is spliced from 6 exons.